UCUCUCCUCCUUUUUGUUUGGGUAGAAGAACAAAAAAAGCAUUUAGAGAGGCAAGAUGAGCUGCAAUGGGUGCCGAGUCCUUCGCAGAGGCUGCAGCGAUGAAUGCAUCCUAAGACCUUGUUUGGAGUGGAUCGAAUCCCCUCAAGCCCAAGCCCAAGCCACCCUCUUCGUCUCCAAAUUCUUCGGCCGCUCCGACCUCAUGUCCCUCGUCGCCGCCGUCCCCCACUCCCAACGCUCCGUGCUCUUUCAAUCGCUUCUCUUCGAGGCCUGCGGCCGCAAGGUCAAUCCGGUCAACGGCGCCGUGGGGCUGCUCAUCACCGGCAACUGGCACAUUUGCCGGGCGGCGGUCGAGACCGUGCUCGCCGGCGGCGUCAUCACCCCCAUUUCCCCGCCGGAUGGGGUCGUGAAGUGCAUGGAGACGGAGGCGUCGGAGAUAUCGGAGGAGUCGCCGGAAUCCGGUGAGAGUGACAAGGAGCCAAAGCUGCUCAACCUUUUUUCUUAAUCAUGGAAAUGGAAGAAGACCUGAUAAUUUUAAUCAUCCUUUUUCUUUUACUAAGUGGGAGUGGGACUAACCUUUUUUGGACCAAGUGACUAGAAAAUUGACUUUUCGGUAGUCUAUGUUUAAAUCGGAAAUUGUACUACUAUCUCUUUUUGUAGGAGAGUGCUAUUUUGAUAAAUUAAUAAAAAUACUUUCUUUUA
Salvia splendens (bonfire salvia) is the source of this 699-nucleotide messenger RNA. RefSeq names its product LOB domain-containing protein 39. The record is from RefSeq and is a predicted model, not a curated record. The transcript is spliced from 2 exons. Lineage: Eukaryota; Viridiplantae; Streptophyta; Magnoliopsida; Lamiales; Lamiaceae. Bases 56 to 502 code for a protein of 148 amino acids. Gene Ontology annotation, biological process: regulation of gene expression.